Arabidopsis thaliana (thale cress) is the source of this 1093-nucleotide messenger RNA. Its product is annotated as myotubularin-like protein. The transcript has a single exon. The coding region runs from base 340 to 888 and encodes 182 amino acids. The record is from RefSeq and is marked reviewed. NCBI's taxonomy places the organism in Eukaryota, Viridiplantae, Streptophyta, Magnoliopsida, Brassicales, Brassicaceae.
AAGAGAUAAUAUUUUAUAUAAAAAAAAAUAGAGAAGCCAUAUAAUUUACCAGAUUGGGAAGAAGCCAAUAUUCUGGAAAGAAAUCUGAAAGUGAUUGUGAGUGUGAAACCCAAAAAUAAUGACAUGUCUGCUCUAAUGAUAAAGCCACUUUGACCAAAGCCUCUCUAUAUCUCCUUAUUUUAAGUAACCAUCAAAGUUUUCUAACUCUCCAACUACCACAAACCCAAACUCUCCUAUUUCUCUUUCUCUCCCUCACACAAAUAAGAAACUAAGUCCUUUUGUGAAAUCAAGAAGUUUCAUCUCUCUUGUGUCUUAAGAGUAAUCAAGAAGAAGAUCAAGAUGAUGGAGACGAGACAAAACAGUGUUCAGUUCCAAAGACCAACUUUCUUACCAAUGUUAUGUUCAAGACCUUCCAUCAAGAACGUGACCCUCCCGGCUAAAUCACAUCAAGAUGACUCAUACCAACAAGCCGAUCCUUUAUCUCCCAAAAUCAGCUGCAUUGGUCAAGUCAAACGUAGCAACAAGAUCACCGGCUUCCCCACCACCACCACCACCUCCACCUCCAUCACCCCCGUCGCUCAGCACCGUUACUUCAAGCUUAAACGUCUUUUCUCCGGCAAGAAUCUCUCUUUCUCCGCUCCCACUACCACCACUACCAGGACUAGUCGUGGAAGAAUAAGAAAGGAGGAGUUUGGUAACAAAAAGAUUGAUGUUAUCGACGUUGCUGAAUUGGACCCACCUUUGCCGGUGGUUAAAAAGACACACGACGGUGGCGCCGGAGAUAAAGCGGCGGAGAAUCUUUGGAAGAGGAGAUCUGGUGGUUGUCAACUACGGAGUUUGCAGAUUCAAACCAAUGGAGUUCAUCAGCUGAAAGUUACAACUGUUUGAGUUUGGAUCAAUCAAAGCAAAAAAAGCUUUAAUUAGCAAAAAAAGGCUUCUUAUUUGUUGUUAUAAAUUUAGUUAUUAAUAUAGUUUGUACAAAUAGAAAAUUCAUACUUUAUGCUCUUCUCUCUUCUUCUUCUCUCUUCUUCUUCGUUAAAUCAUAAUUUUUGGUUGUCUUUCAAUAUUACCAAUCAUAUAUUUUAGAGAUAUU